AUUGUCACCAAACGCUCAGUCCUAAUCUUCACUGUCAUCCCCAACUGUCUCUCCUCUUGCACGAGUCAUCAUGGCAACCAAAAUAGUUAUUCAGCAGCCUAAGCCACUUGUUUUGGCCCCUGGUUCUGACCAGUGGUCCUCUGGCAUCUGUGAAUGUGACAACCUCAAUGACUGUUGCUUUGCGUUCUGGUGCUGUCCGUGUUUCGCCUGCAUCACAGCCAGAGAUCACGGAGAGUGUCUCUGCCUGCCUUUGCUGGACAGUUUUGGCCUCUUCCCACCCAUCACUAUGGCCAUGAGAGUCUCUGUCCGACGCACCUAUGGGAUUGAGGACUCUAUUUGCAACGAUUGUGUGUUAUCCUUCUGCUGCGGGCCGUGCUCCUACUGUCAGCUAAGACGUGAGCUGAUCGCUCGCAACCAUCCGGUCACCCUCUUCCGCAACCGAGCAAAAUAAAGAAGUUCAUCCUCAGUCACUAAUUGUAACCUCAGCUUUAAAAAGAAUAAGCUUGUUGGAGAUGUGUAAUGCUCUCUGUUUGGAAUUCAGUUCUGACCCAAGGAAUGAUGUGGAUUUCAGUAGUAGCCUGCUGAGGAAUGAAGACUGACCCUUCUCUAAAACCCUUCUCUAAAACUGCACGAUUCUUUAGGAUAACAAACUAUAUUGAUUUUUUUAUGUAUUGAUGUAGAUUUGGAGCACAGUGACACACUGUAUCAGCUGUGAGACUAUCACCUUGAAUCAUGAGGUCCUUGUUAAUUUUGUUUCAAAGCUGUUGCUUUUAGUUAUGUUUUGUUUGAUGUUGUGAAUAUUUGUUAAUAUAUUAUGUGAUUGUAUGUGCUGAAAUAAAAAUUUUGAGAAAAACUGCA
Messenger RNA from Labeo rohita (rohu), 858 nucleotides. RefSeq names its product cornifelin homolog B-like. The coding region runs from base 71 to 451 and encodes 126 amino acids. The transcript has 4 exons. The record is from RefSeq and is a predicted model, not a curated record. NCBI's taxonomy places the organism in Eukaryota, Metazoa, Chordata, Actinopteri, Cypriniformes, Cyprinidae.